This is a messenger RNA of Emericellopsis cladophorae, 1734 nucleotides long. Its product is annotated as 4-coumarate--CoA ligase-like protein. The record is from RefSeq and is a predicted model, not a curated record. The transcript has 3 exons. Bases 1 to 1734 code for a protein of 577 amino acids. Lineage: Eukaryota; Fungi; Ascomycota; Sordariomycetes; Hypocreales; Bionectriaceae. Gene Ontology annotation, molecular function: CoA-ligase activity.
AUGGUCUUUCACCCGCCAGAGCGGCUUCCCAAGCUGCCUCCAGUCCCCGACUCCAUCACCCUGGAGGAGUUUAUGAGCAAUGAGCAGUAUGGUCGCUACCCACUCGACCAGUCGCGCAGCCCGUACACCUGUGGCUUGACGGGCAAGACGUACUCGGCACGCGAGGUGAAGCAGCGGGUAGACUUCUUGGCGAGAGGCAUUGGCAAGAGAUUGGGCUUCCACCCCCAUCAAGACACGGCGUGGGACAGAGUCGUCACCUUGUUUUCUCUCAACACGAUCGACUAUAUACCCUUCACCCACGCCGUGCACCGACUCGACGGCAUCGUUGCGCCCGCCAGUGCAGCAUACUCAGCUUCCGAGCUCGAACACCAGCUCCGGUCGUCCGGGGCCAAAGCUCUCUUCACAUGCACGGCUCUCUUGGACACGGCGCGCAAGGCCGCCAAGGCAGCAGGUCUCUCGGAGGACAACAUCUUCAUCCUCUCCAUGGCCGGCGACACGGGCAGCCCGCCGCACACCACAGUGGACGAGCUGAUAUCCCAAGGACGACAGCUGCCACCCACGCCACCGCUGCAAUGGGCCAAGGGCCAGGGCGCACGCCAGGUGGCCUACCUGUGCUACUCGAGCGGCACGUCGGGCCUCCCCAAGGCCGUCAUGAUCUCGCACACAAACAUCAUCUCCAACGUUCUCGCCGGCUGCGUAGGAGAAGCCCCUACUCGCGACGAGCUCCACAUCACUACCCAGGUCGCACUGGGCCUCCUGCCCCUCUCGCACAUCUACGGGCUUACCGUCGUGGCUCUAGUGUCGCAGUACCGGGGGGACGAGGUGAUUGUUCUGCCAAAGUUCGAGAUCGACAGCUUUCUGCAAGCGGUGGAUAGGUUCAAGAUCCGAAGGCUCAACAUUGUCCCGCCGAUCCUGAUCAGCAUGAUGCAGAACGAGGACAAGUGCCGCCAGCACGACCUGAGAAGCGUCAAGUUCCUGUACAGCGGCGCAGCACCGCUGGGAAAGGAGCUCGUGCAGGAUGCGCUCAAACGCUAUCCCCAGUGGAGGGUAGGGCAAGGUUACGGCAUGACGGAAGCAAGCCCUCUCGUCACGUCCACGGACGAGCUUGACGUUGACAUUGGCUCGUCGGGCUCCUUGGUGCCGGGCACGUACGCAAAGAUUGUCACCCCCGACGGGCACGAGGUUACCGCCUACGACACGCCUGGCGAGAUGCUGGUACAGGGCCCAUCCGUCGUGCUGGGCUACCUCCACAGCGAGCGGGCGAACGCCGAGACCUUCAUCUGGGACGAGGACGGGAGGUGGCUGAGGACCGGGGACGAGGUCGUCGUGAGGAAGAGCGCGCAGGGCAAUGAGCACUGGUUCGUCGUCGAUCGAAUCAAGGAGCUGAUCAAGGUCAAGGGCCACCAGGUGGCGCCAGCUGAGCUGGAGGCACACCUGCUCACGCACCCCGCCGUCUACGACUGCGCUGUGAUACCUGUCCAGGACCCGAGAGCAGGCGAGGUACCCAAGGCCUACGUCGUCAAGGUGUCAUCCGCCACGGCCGGCAACCCCGACGAGGAGAUUGCACAGGCCCUUGAGAAGCAUGUCCAGGACCACAAGGCCAACCACAAGUGGCUCAGGGGAGGCGUGGAGUUUGUAGACGCGAUACCCAAGAGUGCCAGCGGAAAGAUACUGAGGAAGGACUUAAAGGAGCGUGAGAGGGCGAGGCAGAGAGAGGAGGGGGCCAAGCUGUAA